Molecule: messenger RNA, 2449 nt
Organism: Mytilus californianus (California mussel)
Lineage: Eukaryota; Metazoa; Mollusca; Bivalvia; Mytilida; Mytilidae
Exons: 4
Coding region: 106-1956 (616 amino acids)
Source: RefSeq, a predicted model, not a curated record
UUCUUGUCGACUUCCGAUGCGGGAAACAGCAGAUUUCAGUCGGACAACUUCCAACAUAUAUAAACUAUAUACGGUCGAAACGUAUUCCAGAUAGUUAUAAGAAGCAUGGGUAAAAGGGAACAAAGCAAAUUAGAACUACAGUUCUCUGAUAUAUCUCACAGAAUAUUAUUUUUUAUAUUCCUUAGGCAUUGGAAGUUAAAAAAUCAAUUAGAGUUGAUUCAGAAAGCAUUGUAUUAUUUUAAGUACAGUAGUGAAAAAUUGUUUAAUUCUAUCGACUCAGGCCUCUGGGAAUGUCACUUUAGGAUUCUUGGAGUCAACAUAGGUGUUGGUACUGGUCAGGGUCACAAAGAGGCUGAAAAUUUAGCUUGUGAUGACGCAUAUCAUAAACUAGUUAAACCCUACUGCAGAAUUGUACAGGCAGAAGGGAAUGUACUCAACUUGGAAACCUCCAAUACACCGUUCCUUGAAAUAUUGAAUCCUAUUAAUGCUAUGGAAGAGUUUUUAUGUGAGAAAGAUAGUCAUGAAGACAACCUUAAAGGUUUAGGUAACAAACGAAGAACAGAAAGGGACUUGUCAAAGUUUAUCAUUGUCAGGUAUAUUGGUGCUAGUCACUCAGAGGCAGCACCAAUGUCCAUACUUCAUGCUAGUUCAACAUACAGUGGUAUGGUGUUUCAAAUGGACUUUGCUUUUGAAAAUGGUGAGUUCACAUGUACUGUAGCUGUGGAAGGUCAUAAAACAGCAACAGUAUCAUCUGACCAGAAAGGAAAGGUAAAGACAUUGGCUGCAGAGAAAUCACUUGACUAUCUUUCAAAGAUAUGUUGGACUUUAAUAGUAAACAGACACAAAGGAAAAAAUUCAGAAAAUAUGACUAGAGAAAUAGUGGAAUUAGAGAUAGAAAAACUUGAAAAGCUAAAAAGAGAAAAUUUUGAUCAGUCAGGGCAAAUACAACAGAAGAAAAUGACAUUCAUGAACAGAAAGAAUUUAGCAAUUCAACCUCCAGGAUUCAAAAUCCAUUUUGAGGAGGCUGUUCAAAAGGCUUUAAAUGAACAUAUGAUAAGCAAAAGCGAUAUAGCAUUCUAUGAUUUUGAGCGUUAUGAGAUGAAGAGGAUUAGAAAGAUUACAAAAGUAUAUUAUAAUGUUUUAGUUAAUGAGAUAAUAAUAGACAACAAGAAUUGUUUGGUUGUAAGUCAAGUAGUCCUUGGAGAGGACAGCAGGAUGAAAGGUAUUGGAAUUUCUGGAAAUUAUUUUCUAGAGUAUCCAAAAAUAGGUCCUGUACACCAAUUGCAAGGAAAAAGUAUGCAAAAUAAUGGCCAAGUAGGUUUGAAGACAGAGUCCAAUCAUAUUAAAAAGGAAGAUACAAAGGAAAUUAGGACUAGUGCUUGUUCUGUUAACCAAGGUACAAUUAAACAAGAGAAUUCAUUGUAUGAUAAAUCAGCUUGUCAAAGUACAAUCAGUUUAGGACAGGUUAAUCAGGCUACUGUCAAAGAAGAGCAACACACAAAGACAGAGAAACAAUCUAAUUAUGAUGAGGAUGAAGAUUUAAGUAACUUGUCUACUGAUUUUCAAGAAAACAAUGGAUUGAAGAGACCAUCAACAACUAACUAUCAAGAUGAUUAUGAUAUAUCUUUUCCCAAAAAGCUACGAACUUCAGACAAUGAAUCUGAUAAAGUCAAGACUCAAGAAGAUAUUUAUUCUGACUCAAACUACAAUACCAUUCCUAAAAACAUACAAAAGUCACAAGGUAAAGGCCCCUAUGAUUCUAUAGGCUACCAGCAGAGACUGUAUCACAACUUGCAACCGCCACUUCCACCAUAUUUCAAUAGACCACCAUUACAAGGUCACCAUGGACCGUCACCACAGGGUUAUAAUACACCGUACCCACCACACCAGUUAAGACCUCAGUUUAAAGAUUAUUCUGUUGAUGAUUUUCAUACUUCUCAAGGAAACUGGUUCUGAUGUUGUUUAUUCCAUAAUCGUCAGUUAAAGGAACAGUUGAUGUGUUGAAUACCUUGAUAUUUACCAAGGAAGCUUUACAAUAAAAAGUAAAACUAUGACCAUUAUCACAUUAACAUGCCAUGAUGGGCCAUUACUAUUAGCUGUUACUUUGACCACCCUAUGCAUUUCUGCUCAUCAGUGUAGUGACAGUCUUUAUAUGGACCUUACUGCUUCUGUUUUGUAGGACAUCUAUAGAACAAAUCAAUGACUUCUUUAUGUAUGCAACAAGUUAAAUAUACAAUACUAAAAAUAGAGUCAAGCAAUUGUGAAGAACACUAUUAGAGACUUAAAAAACUUAACACAAAAUCUGUAAGAUGUAAAUAAAAACAACCCCUGGUAUGUGUCUUGACUUUGUUAAACCACAUGAUCAUGUUGCAGAGAUGAACUUUAUUUUAGGCAGAAAAAUGCCUUUGUUAGAACUAGAUGAGCUUAAACUUGACUUGUUCAUAUAUAA